Molecule: messenger RNA, 2630 nt
Organism: Cyprinus carpio (common carp)
Lineage: Eukaryota; Metazoa; Chordata; Actinopteri; Cypriniformes; Cyprinidae
Product: mitochondrial pyruvate carrier 2-like
Exons: 7
Coding region: 281-664 (127 amino acids)
Biological process (GO): pyruvate import into mitochondria
Cellular component (GO): mitochondrial inner membrane
Molecular function (GO): pyruvate transmembrane transporter activity
Source: RefSeq, a predicted model, not a curated record
UUAGAGGCUCAUUCACGCUUUGACUCAGUUAGCUUUACUACUACGCGUCCCUACUGACACUUCAGAUGACAACAUAGCAGUAAACUGCAUUAGCAAGGUCGAAAGUAGCACAGUAACGUAGGUUUUUUGUACUUUAUGUUCGUCCAAACGUCUUGUUUUCCUGACUACGGGCUCUUGUCUUUUGGAAACAUCACGGAACAAUAGCAGCAGAGUGCUUUACACGUCCUAAGCGGUAUUUUCGUGGGUGCAGUGCUAGCAUUUAACUUGUUUAGCAGUCAUCAUGGCUAUGGUGGGGCUGAGAGCGUCUUACCACAGAAUCCUCGACAGGAUCGAGCAUGUGCUGCCGGCUAAACUGAGACCUUUUUACAACCACCCUGCAGGUCCAAAGACUGUUUUCUUUUGGGCACCAAUGUUUAAAUGGGGUCUGGUCAUAGCUGGCUUAGCAGACUUGACACGUCCAGCAGAUAAACUCAGUACCUCUCAAUCUGCUGUGUUGACCGCCACAGGACUUAUUUGGUCCAGGUAUUCUUUGGUUAUUAUACCCAAGAACUGGAAUCUCUUUGCUGUAAACUUCUUUGUUGGAGGUGCAGGAGGAUCACAGCUCUUCAGAAUAUGGAAGUAUAACCGGGAACAGAAGACAAAGGAGAAAGAAGCUCAGGCUUGAUACCAGUGCUGUGCAGAGUGCUUCCAGAGGACCGAAAGGGACUCUCCUCAGCAGGUCCCGCAGAAACUUCCCCUCCAUCAUCAGUCUCCACACACUUUCUUCAUGAACAGAGAUCAUCUGAUUCUUUUAGAGUUCAGGUCAUUGUCCCGUGCCACUAGUACCUAUAGCAACAAUUAUUACGGUUGUUUAUACGCACAAAAUGUUACAUAUACAUAUAAGUAUGAUUGUACAUUCUUUAAAAGGCUUGGGUUUCAAAUGCAUCUUGAUAAAGGAGCUUUCCAUCCAAUAUACUUGAUUUACCAUCAUAAUUCUUACCAUUGAGUGAAUUUCUUCACUCAGCCUCUGUCAUACUUUACCAAAUACAUUUUAAGGUCUCUUUCAUUAUAUGUAUUUCUUAGGAAAUAUUAAACAUCUGUAAUUAUUUUUUUUUUUUUUUUUAAUUUUUACACAUCCAUAACAUGAAAUUAUUUUAGUCAAACCCCAUACUUUACAACAUACUGAACUUUACUGUAAUAUUGGACAUUUUUUAUCAAAAUAAUAAUAAAGUUACAUACAAAUUUACUAAAAGCGUCUUGCCCUUAUAAUCAGAUGUACUGUUAAAUGUUCAUGUACAUUUAUCUGCCUAGUUAUUCACCUUUAUCUUCCAUUAUAAAUAAAUUGCAUACUUUAAAGUUACUUAUUAUUUGAAACAGUUAAGGAGUAUCAUACUACCAUAUUACUCAUACAAUUUUUACUGUUUAUUCUGCACAUAGUAAGGAUUUUUUUGUAACAGAAUGUGCAGUGUACAACCUGAGUACAUAUAUCCCACAAUGCAGUGCACACAACCUGACCUAUUUCCAGUGAGACAUUCAAGCUUAUCAGCGGAGAUUUUUAACACCAUUAUUAUUGUUUACUUAUUAUCAGACAGCCAAAAUUAUUAUAAUAAAGCAUUUUCUAGAUUACAAACAUCACUCUUAAAAUUAUGUAUGAGGUUACAUUUGACAACAUUGUAACAUUGUACUGUUUGAAAUGUUUACUGUUGUAAUCUACAUUAUGUUUCAAAUAUUAUUUAUUAUCUAAACAUAGUAUAUACUAUACUUAUUAACUAAAAUGGUAUAUACUAAGCAGUAGUGUACUACUUUCCCACUUAGCCUAUGUGUUUCUGUGACAGCACACUGUUGGCCCCAUGUGGUGCUACAAAAAACUGCAUUCAGUAGAAUGAGAUUGGAAAUGCAGAUAGUGUGAUCUACAUAGAAAAUGUUUCUGGGAACCAUUUUGGCCCUGAAAGAUGCUUCAUCCACAUGGUAAAACAUUGCCUCGCCUACAGGUUGUUUACAUAUAUAACAUUGGUUAAAAAAAUAUUUAUUUUUUAUUAGUUUGAAUGCCUAUGUAAACAAGAGACUGUGAUGUCUGGAUUGGCACCAAGUCUGAAUGUCUCAUGUGGAGAUGUAGGCUGACAUAUUUUUGAGUGAGACCAAUAAUGACUAAUCUUGUAAACGCAGUGUCCAAACUUAACAAAACAUGGAACACAUACAUGACAAACUUCAUGAAUUUCUGAUGCUUAGGGCAUGUUGAUCUGAUCUUUUCAGCAAAGUUAUGCAAGUAAAAAAAAUGAAACCUCAAGUCCAUCCUUGUAGCGAGUCCCUUAGCACACAAGGCCAUAUCAAUCCUUUACCCAGCUUGUGAUUUAUUUUACAAUGCUUGCGAAUGUCACCUAUUAAAAGAUAAACAAUUGUAGUUAGUAUGAAGUACAGUUUUACAUAUUUUAUAAUUAAUAACAUGUUCGAUUUCUCAUAAUUUAUUAUUCUUAUCUUUUUCCAGAUUGUCCUGCUCUAAAAAAAAUUUCAUUUAAAAAUUCAGUUUUUGAGUUUUAUUUUGACUUCUGCCACUUUUUUUAAUUAAUCUUUCAUUAUGAAUUUUUAUUAUUUUAUAUUUUAAUAUGAUAUUGUAUCCAUGUGUUCAGGAAUAAAAAAUUGUUUUUAUCUCA